AUGAGUCUCAAAGACAUUCAAGAUGGUGUUUCCCAAACCACAGCUGAAAUCACUCUACUCAGAUCAGAAAUCGCUGCGUUCUCAACAUCUUUCUUAUCUAAGUUGGAUUCACUUGUAAUAGAUCUUCGUAAUCAGUUGAGUGAACAAUUUCGUGAGUUUAGUCAAAUUAUAGCUGAUGUGGGAAAUCACCGGGAAAGUUCAAGAGCAACUCAGGGAUCGGGUGUGAAUCAAAGGGUUUGCACUGAAUUUGUUUCGACUGUUGGUGCUCAAGAAAUUUACAAAAUCAGGAUUUCAUCCAUUACUAAAUGCAGUAAAGAAGUUGCUACUGCUGUUCGUGGUGGGAUUAUUCUUGCUAAGUUGUCUGGUGUAUCUGUUAGAAAAGGUUAUUGGGGUAACCAGAUUGGUAAACCAUAUACUGUUCCUUGUAAGUUUACUGGGAAAUGUGGUUCUGUUACUGUAAGAAUGGUUUAUUCUCCUCAUGGUGCUGGUAUUGUUGCUGCUAGAGUUCCUAAGAAGGUUUUGCAGUUUGCCAUUUACUGA
Papaver somniferum (opium poppy) is the source of this 540-nucleotide messenger RNA. RefSeq lists its product as uncharacterized. Gene Ontology annotation, molecular function: structural constituent of ribosome. Gene Ontology annotation, cellular component: ribosome. The transcript has 2 exons. Gene Ontology annotation, biological process: translation. The record is from RefSeq and is a predicted model, not a curated record. The coding region runs from base 1 to 540 and encodes 179 amino acids. NCBI's taxonomy places the organism in Eukaryota, Viridiplantae, Streptophyta, Magnoliopsida, Ranunculales, Papaveraceae.